Scatophagus argus is the source of this 3561-nucleotide messenger RNA. It is a transcript of the gene entpd5a, whose product is annotated as ectonucleoside triphosphate diphosphohydrolase 5a. Gene Ontology annotation, biological process: nucleoside diphosphate catabolic process. The record is from RefSeq and is a predicted model, not a curated record. Lineage: Eukaryota; Metazoa; Chordata; Actinopteri; Scatophagidae. Gene Ontology annotation, cellular component: membrane. The coding region runs from base 284 to 1795 and encodes 503 amino acids. The transcript is spliced from 13 exons. Gene Ontology annotation, molecular function: UDP phosphatase activity; GDP phosphatase activity.
GCUCAGCUCACAGGAGGGGGGACUCCUGAUGGAGCUGGGAUGGACCGCCACAGGAUUGGUGGAUGGCUGCUCUCGGUGUGGCGCCAUGCCAAGCCCUUAUGUCUUUAUAUACUGUAAACAGAUGACCGGACAGUCCUGAGUGUGCAUUGCAUCCACUCUGCCUCUCUCCAUCUCUGCUGCUGCUGCUGUCCUUGGGGCCCCUGUCAAUCUUUUCACUCCAUCAUCCACCAGGGCUUCUUCUCCUCAGCUCCAGCUGUCUCCUCUUUCCCGGCUGUGAAAAAUAAUGGCCACGCCGAACCUGCUCCUCGCUUUAUCUCUGUGGCUUCUGGCUGGGAGCCUCUUAUUAGCGGAGGCGACUUACUACCGGCACCACCGCUACAUCCCCCACUUCUACCGCUACCGGGAGCACUCCGCCAACACGGAAAACCUCCUCCCAGAGGUAUCCAACCCGGCGCCUGAAGUCUCGCAGCCCGGCGCACCGACCUACCCCCAGAUCCCCGAGGUGUUCCACCCUGCACCUGAAGUCAUUCACCCCAUACCAGAGGCUUUUCACCCGGUGCCCGAAGUGGUGCAUCCUGCACCUGAGCCUUACCAGCCACCUGAGGUCUACCAGCCGGUGCCUGAAGCCUCCUCACCUGUCAGCCGGGUUUUCUACGGUGUCAUGUUUGACGCUGGGAGCACAGGCAGCAGGAUCCACAUCUAUAAGUUCAUCCAGAAAGACCCUGUUGAGCUGCCAGUUCUGGACAAUGAAAUUUACCAUGCGGUGAAGCCUGGACUGUCUGCUUAUAAGGACAACCCUGAGGAGGGUGGCAACACCAUCCGUCAGCUGUUGAAGAUCGCCAAGAAGGCAGUGCCCGAGGAUGAAUGGAGUAGGACCCCGGUGGUCCUGAAGGCCACGGCGGGUCUGCGUCUGCUGCCUGAAGACAAGGCCAAUGCUCUCCUGAAGGAGGUGCGAAAGGUAUUUCAUGAGUCCCCUUUCUUUGUGCCAAACAACAGUGUUUCCAUCAUGAACGGAGCAAAAGAAGGAGUCCUCGCCUGGGUCACAGUGAACUUCCUCACAGGUCACUUGUACUCCAACACCAAGAGGACAGUGGGCAUCCUGGAUUUGGGUGGAGGAUCCACUCAGAUCACAUUCCUUCCUAAGUCAAAGAAAACGAUUCAGAGUGCUCCCCCCAGUUACAUUGCCUCUUUCAACCUCUUCAACCAUACUUAUCAACUCUACACGCACAGCUACCUUGGAAAUGGACUGUAUGCAGCUCGACUGGCAACCCUCGGAGCACUGGGAGCUGAUGGUCUAGAUUGGAAAGUCUUCACUAGUUCCUGCCUUCCGAAAAAAUUCAGAGAAGAUGUGACUUUUGGAGGAACCACCUACAAAGUUAGCGGGAUUCCAGACGGCUAUGCAGGCUACAAGCUGUGCUACUAUGAGGUGAUGAAGGUAAUCAAAGGAAUAGUGCACCAGCCUUAUGAAGUGAAGGGCAGCAGUGUAUUCUAUGCUUUCUCCUACUACUUUGACAGAGCUGUGGAGUCUGGCCUCAUUGAUGGGAGUCGAGGUGGUGCGGUUGAAGUCAGAGAUUUCAAGAAGAGAGCCAAAGAAGUGUGCAACAAAAUGACCAAAUACCGUGCUAUCAGCCCCUUCCUCUGCAUGGAUAUGACAUAUAUCACUUGUCUGCUAAAGGAGGGCUUUGGUUUCAAGGACAGCACUGUGCUGCAGCUGGCCAAGAAGGUGAACAAUGUGGAGACAAGCUGGGCCCUGGGAGCAACCUUUGACUACUUCAGAAACCUCGACAUCCACUAAGGACAGCUCGCUGUCACUGCAGCCGGCACUGAGAGGGACAGUCUGUCACUGUGGGGCUUCCCUUCCUCCGCCCACCCUCGAUCAGCCCGUCCCCCUCACAGACACACCCGGUCCCACCACACUUCCUCAUCCACCACGCCCCUCCUCUUUUUCUCAACCUCAGCACCCUGCGAACACUCUGAGAACUGUUGAAAAAAAAAAUCACUAUAUUUUUUUAAGGCCAGCUAUUUCUACUGUAUAUUAAGCUCAUAACUGGUGGGCUGAUUUUAUUUUAUUUUUUUCUGUCAAACGUUUACAUUUUUGGUUCCUUAUGGGUGUCUGAUCUUAAAUGUUGUUCUCACCUACCUGCUAAGUGUGUAAAGGGUAGUUAAGAAGCAAUACAACCCGUCAUGGUAUUCUGGUGCUUACUGUGGUCCUGGUGUGUACUGUACACUACAGGGGAAUUUAUUUCGACACUCGUUGCUUUAAGUGCAACUGUAGUUGUCUUUCUAAAUGCUUGUAAAUCAAUCAUCUUCCUACUCUGGCAGUAAAUUAUUUUACAGGACCAUAAUUAACUCUUUUGCCCCUAGUCUUAGACACAUUAGACAACAUUGGACAUAGAGCUUCAACUUUGCACAUAACACUUUAAUUGCAGAUAUUGUAGCUAAGACAUGAUUGGUUGCUUUGAUGUUUCGACUGAAGAGUUGUACAUAUUCAUUAGGUGGUGGUGGUGGCGUAUUUGCCAUGACAGAAGGGAUCUGAGAAAACACCGUGGAGAGCUGCCUCUCAGAUUGUGUUGUGCAGCUGGUACAUGUGAGGUUUAUGCCUGUAUUUUAAAGUUCAGCCAUUAUUGUUUGUUGUGUCUAGAGUGGAAGAGAGCGUAUCGAGUACGGCUAAAUUGCUGGGGCUGAAGUGUAUUUUAGACUAGCAACAGAAAAACCUCUCAUCAAGGGUAAACAGUGCAUCCAUCAACAUAAUUUACAGCAAAAAUGUAAACAGAAAUUAUGUAAAAAGUCUGAAUUGCCUGACUCCUUCAUUUGUUCCUGGUCGCUCAAAAAUAUUAGUAAUAUUCAAUUCUGUUUGUCGUUUGACUUGUGAACUGUACAAAUAUUUAAAAAGUUUAUCUAAUGAAGAGUAUUUUAACUAUCCUCAUCCAAUAUUAACUCCUGAACUGUCUGUGUAACUGCUUUUUAAACCAUACCUUUGCCAUCUUUCCAGUAUUCAACACGAUCAAUAACUACUGCUGUAUAUACAUAAUGUAAACUUUUAUUUGUAAAAUCUUUUGACAGGAACUGCUUUUACAUUACAACAAUGUUCUGCUGCACAGUUUCACAGAAAUGCCUCUGUGUUCAUCAGUAUGAGUAACUUGAUGACUGACAAUAUGUAAAUUGUUUUUUAUUAAAUACAGUGAAAAAGUGUAUACUAUACAGCACAUGUAUGUUUUAAUAAAACAUAAAAAAUGUGCUUUGUGUGGACAUAUACUUUUUUAUAAAUUGAGACAGGCCUCUUGUAAUGAAAUUCCUCAUAGUGCCCAAUAGUAUGCUAUAGUCUGCAAUGUAACAAUGAGUGUUAACUCGUUUUAUCAAACUGCAAACAUUGGAUUCAUGAUGUCUGUGACUAAACAGUCUGCAUGCUAUUUCCUACACCUGAAAAUGAAGCAUUUCAGGUCUCCAUAUCAUAUCUGAAAAACAGGCCUCUCAGAACUUGGUCUAUGAACUGCAUCUGUAAAAUAAUGCACUAUUUUACAAUAAAAUCGGCUUUUGACAUGACAUGCAAAGAACUAUGUA